AUGUCACAAUUUUUAACUAAUAGCUCGAUGGAUCUACUGGCGUUCUUCCUCAUUGGCAAGCUAUUGCAGUCGGACGAAGAUAAUUCCAACAUCGUCAUCAGCCCCCUAUCAGUGUACCAAACUCUGGCCAUGUCAGCACUAGGUGCAAAAGGCUCCACUGCGGAUGGCAUCUGCAAGCUUACUGGCGUUAGCUCGGUAGAUGAUCUCCUCGGCGUCGACUACAAUUCCGACGCUAUGUUGUUGGCCAACUCUGUCUGGUCGGAGGUGCUUCGUGACGACUACUUGAAAGCAGUUGAAACUCGUUUGCCCGGUUCAAGCGCACACCGUGAAGUGCCUACUGCAGCUGAGAUCAACCGCUGGGUUGAUAAUAAUACCAAGCAUCUCAUCGGUCACAUUCUGGACGAGGAUCCCUCGCCUGACGGCGCUGUAUUAGUCAAUGCGGCCUACUUCAAGGAUUCUUGGCUGGCCAAAUUUAACCCUCAGCUAACUAGACCUAUGAAAUUUGAGCUGCCGGGAGGUGGGUCGAAGUUGGUUCCAAUGAUGGUGGCCGAGAGCAAGGACAAGAAAGGAGGCAUGAAGAUCUUUGACUAUUACUCUGAUGGUGAUGUCCAGGUCGUGUCUAUCCCCUACACUCACCCUGAGUACUCGGCUAUUAUUGUAUUGCCUAGUACAGCAAACAAGCGUCUUGUCCUCGACGUGAGUUCCUAUGAGUCGUGGCUGUCUGGAAUGAAACGGACGCCCGGCGUGCUGAUGAUGCCCAAAUUCGAAGCCGAGUAUGGUGUGGAGGACCUGACCGGCGUCCUAGCGGAAGGAGGUCUGCAGCUGUCGGGUGACUAUUCUGGCAUGUCUGAUGGUCCCUUGCAAAUCAGCAACGUCUUCCACAAGGCUGUUCUUAAGGUGAAUGAGGAGGGAACUGAAGGCUCCGCAGCUACAGCUAUGGUCAUGAACCGUGCCUUCGUGAUGCCACCGCCGAAUUCGUUCGAGAUGGUAGUCAACAGAUCGUUUUUCUUCAUUGUUAAGCACAACCCCACCGGGCGUAUAGCAUUCUUCAGUCGCAUCAACGAUCCAUCCAGUGCCGAUGACGAGAAGUGUCAUUGA
This is a messenger RNA of Perkinsus marinus ATCC 50983, 1098 nucleotides long. RefSeq names its product SERPIN1 protein precursor, putative. Bases 1 to 1098 code for a protein of 365 amino acids. NCBI's taxonomy places the organism in Eukaryota, Perkinsozoa, Perkinsida, Perkinsidae. The transcript is spliced from 2 exons. Gene Ontology annotation, molecular function: serine-type endopeptidase inhibitor activity. The record is from RefSeq and is a predicted model, not a curated record.